Messenger RNA from Apodemus sylvaticus (European woodmouse), 2068 nucleotides. RefSeq names its product TP53 regulating kinase (gene Tp53rk). Gene Ontology annotation, biological process: protein phosphorylation. Gene Ontology annotation, molecular function: ATP binding; protein serine/threonine kinase activity. Gene Ontology annotation, cellular component: EKC/KEOPS complex; cytosol; nucleus. The record is from RefSeq and is a predicted model, not a curated record. Lineage: Eukaryota; Metazoa; Chordata; Mammalia; Rodentia; Muridae. The coding region runs from base 216 to 950 and encodes 244 amino acids. The transcript is spliced from 2 exons.
GAAAGUUGUCGAGCGGUCACGGAGAUGGACGAAGAACUUCGGGAAGGGCCAAGUCGCCGGAUCCGAGAGGCUCUGUUGAGUAGGGAAAGGUCGGGAGGCGGAACUACAGUAGCAGAGUGAAGCGUGUUGGGGGAACGGUGUUCGUGGCGGAAGAGGCCGGAGGGUUUCCGAAGCGAGCGGAAGCGGCGCGGUCAGGGUCCGAACGAGCCGAAGGCAUGGCUAGCGCGUCCUCGGAGGCGGAGGCUGAGGCGCUGGCCGCGGCACGCGAGCGGAGCCGCCUCUUCCUGAGCGGCCUGGAGCUGCUGCAGCAGGGCGCCGAGGCCCGCGUCUUCCGCGGCCGCUUCCAGGGCCGCGCGGCCGUGGUGAAGCACCGCUUCCCUAAGAGCUACCGGCACCCGGAGCUGGAGGCGCGGCUCGGCCGGCGGCGGACGGUGCAGGAGGCGCGCGCGCUGCUCCGCUGCCGCCGUGCGGGGAUAGCUGCCCCUGUCGUCUUCUUUGUGGACUAUGCGUCUAACUGCCUAUAUAUGGAAGAAAUCGAAGACUCGGUGACCGUUCGAGACUAUAUUCAAUCCACUAUGGAGACUGAAAAAGACCCCCAACGCCUCUUGGACUUGGCCAGGAGGAUCGGACAGGUUCUGGCCAGGAUGCAUGACGAGGACCUCAUUCACGGGGACCUCACCACCUCCAACAUGCUCCUCAGGCGGCCCCCGGAGCAGCUGCACAUCGUGCUCAUCGACUUCGGGCUCAGCUUUGUCUCAGGACUGCCGGAAGAUAAAGGCGUCGACCUCUAUGUCCUGGAGAAGGCCUUCCUCAGCACGCACCCCCACACCGAGACCGUGUUCGAAGCCUUUCUGCAGAGUUAUGGUGCCUCGUCCAAGAAGUCCAGUCCAGUGCUGAAGAAGUUGGAUGAGGUGCGCCUGAGGGGGCGAAAGCGGUCCAUGGUCGGGUAGCGGAGCUGUGGUGACCGGCUCACAGUGAAGGCCGAUGUAGAUGAGGCUGGACCUCAGCAAAGCGUGGGUGGUUGAGUGCUCUGUGAUCAUCCGCCACCACCAUCCAUGGCUCACUGUUCUCAGGGGCGUCAUGUACACACAGGGUUUGUUCUAGGCAGAACUGGGUGGGUAGCCUGGGCUGGCUUCAAACUGUGUAAUUGAGGAUAACUUUAAACUUCAGAUGCUCCUGUAUCCGUUGGAGUGUAGGAGUGUGCUCUCACAUCUGCUUUCUUUGGUGCCUUAGGCACACCAGGCAAACCCUGUACCAACUGAGCUAUAUCCCAGCCCUAGCACUGGGUGCUUCAGAUCAAUCAGGCCCCACAGACAGUGCCUGCGGGCCUCAUGCACAGCCGGCCGCAUGAGUGGAGAACUGUGUUGUAGCCCUGGAAGGACAGAGGCGGGGACUGUUUGUGACAGCACGUCUCGGUCUGCGCUUUAGUCUGGUGGGUGUGGGUUACAUGGAUGGAGACUGCUUGAGGCCAGCUCAGUGCGACGUAAGCAGCACUCUGAGAACGCGGUGCGGACUCCGACUGGGCGCGGACUGACUGGGAUGCAGCGAACUGCUCCACGGAGCUUGCUCCAGAUGUGGCUUUCUACCUGGGUUUGGUUUAAAAGAUGUUCUGAGGGACUGGAGAGAUGGCCUUGUGCGAGGGGUUCUCGCUCUUCCCAAGGACUCCAGUGUGGCUUCUAGCACCAGCUCUCAGGGAUCACUGCCUCUGCCUCCCAGGAACCUGUGCUUAGGUGCACAUGCCCCUCCAGAACACACACACAAAAUUAAAGUAGCAAGAAUAAGUUCUUAAAAUAGUCUUGAGAAUUGUAAAAAGAUGAAAAUAUAUAUUACUUCCAUUUUUUCUUUUAUAGGAAAGCAGGCUAUGCCUUUCUGACAGCAAAACCACAGGGCAUGGGGAGGUUAAGUGCACUGGCUGCUCAUUCAGAGGUCCUGAGUUCAAUCCCCACAACCAGACAGACAGUGGCUCACAACCAUCUGUACUGAGUUCUGAUGCCCUCUGCUGGCAUGUAGGUGUACAUGCAGAUAGAGCACCCAUACACAUAAAUCUUUAAAAAAGAACAUUUUCAGA